CCGCAUUUUUCUAUGGUUUCUGGUACUACCAUGGUAAUGGCCUGCGCACGCUUUCGGCUCUACCUGCUCCCACAGAGAAAAAGAUGGUCCGAUCGGAAUAUAAUUAAUUGCUUGUUGGUUAGCUCCGGCGGCUUUUCGACGCCCUAAUUUUUUUCCGGCAGUCGAAGCCCUAUUAAUUUUUAAAAGAGGCUUGUUUGAGAAGCUCUGUUUUGCUUUGUCGGUUUCCGCUUUUGAUAAGUUGGAACUGAAACAGUUUGGAUUCUCGCUUUUUUUUUCAUUGAGAUGAGGGGGCCCGGUGAUCUCAGCUUGUUGUUUACGAUGGUUGCUUCUUCGUGGAGGAUUCCGGCAGUUUUGUUGGAUUUUUUUUUGGUUUGGAGUGCCGGAAGAUUCGGCUUCUGAUUGCAAGGAAACUGAAAUCGAGUGAAAUUAAAGGCAUUAAAUUGUGAAAUAAAUGGUGAAGAAGUUUUCAAGGAGUUGAGAUUGCAUAUGGAAUACAUUUUUGCAUUUCAAUCUGAUGGACUUCUUAUGAAGUUUCAUCAAUGGAGCAUACAUUUUUUGGUGCAUGAUUGAAGUCCCCGGAGCCAUGCCUGUAACGACGUCUCUAAGGAAAAAUAAGUUAUUUUAUUUUUAGAUUUUCCUUCUAUUAGUAUUUUGAGCGCAGGAUAAUUAUAGGCGGCUCCCUAUCUCUUUUUAGGCAGUUUAUUUGGGUGGUGUAAGGGCAAGCUUUUCUCUUAAUGGAGGAAUCUGCUCAUUUUAGUGAUCUGAAUCUGGGAAAUUGUGGUGUUGAUGAAGAAUUUAGGAGUUGCUGUGAGGAAGAUGAGGAUUGGCAAGAUGCAGAGGAAUCUUUUUCUGAAAGACAGGAGGAAGGCAAAGAAGAGGUUCCUUUGAGGAUAUAUGAUGGGCAAGAAGAAGGUGAUCGAUCCUCAUUAAGAAUAUCUGAACCUCUCCAAGAAGAUGUUGAGUCAUCGUUAAGUUUGCUUAUGGAGUUUGGAGAAGAUUUAGAGAAGUCGGCAGCCUUUUAUCAUGGACUUGAAGAAAUUGUUUCGGAGUGCUCACUUAGAUUGCUUGAAGGAAAUGAUCAAGAAGUUGUUCCUGAGUGCUUAAGUAGUCAGUCUAAAGUCCAUGAUGAAGAUGUUUCGGAGUGCUCCCUCAGAUUGUGUGAAGGUCAUGAAGAUGUUUCAGUGUGCUCACUAGGACUGUCUGAAGAUCAUGAGGAAGAUGUUUCAGAGUGUUUACUAAGAUUGUCUGAAGGUGUGGAAGAAGGUGUUUUGGAUUGCGAACUAAGAUUGUCUGACGGCCAUGAUGAUGAUAUUCUGGAUGCCUCACUAAGAUUUUGUGAAUCCCAUGGAGGUGAUGUCUCAGUGAGUUCAUUUCAAUUGUCUGAAGAUGAUGAAGAUAUCUCAGAAUGUUCAUUUAUAUUUUCCGAGGAUAAUGAAAAUGAUAUUUUAAAGUGCUCAGUAAUAUUAUUUGAAAAUCAUGAUGAAGAUGACGAGUUUUUAGUAAGGGUCUUCUCCAAGGGUGUUUCAGUUUCUGAGAAUUGUGAUUUAGGUUCUAGAAUCUCUGGAAUUGGUGUGGUUAUGGAAAAGCCUCAUGGUGUUCCUUUUCUUCAAGUGCAGAAAAAGCUGGAUUUCUUUGUGGAGGAAUUAAUAGCCGAACACUUAGCUUUGAUGGAUGGCCUGCUUGAGGCCCUGCGUAAUGGUUUUCAUAAGGUUUUAGCAUUUACAGAUUCAAACAAAUUUUAUGGUGUGAUUACGAGAGGUGAUACGGUUGAGGACCAGCUUUUGAUAGCCUUACGAGAAAGAAUUCAAGAACUUGCUGAUAAGUUUGAAUCAUUUGUUCUUAGAUUGGCUCCUAGAUCUGAGCUUAUGAAGCCAUUGCAGUUGGCUCAAGAAGCAACUGGAAUUCUUUGCCAGUUGAUUGAGUGCUCUACAUGUGGCGAGGAAAAGCAUCUAUCUAGAAUGAUAGAAAUGGACUGCUCCCAUAACCUUUGUUUUGAUUGCAUGUGCAUCUAUGUUAGAAGUAAAGUGCGGAGCUCACGGAUCCCUGUGAAGUGCCCCCAACUGAGAUGUAAAAAUUACAUUUCAAACAGUGUGUGUAGAUCCUUUCUUCCAUCUACUUCAUUUGAAUCUUUAGAAGGCGCCCUUACGGAAACUGAGGCAAGAAACUUGUGGAGAUUUUACUGCCCAUUUCCUGAUUGCUCAAUGCUACUUCACACCCAUCAUUCUUCAUCUUCUAGGGAGACCUCUUUGAUACAAUCCAAUAGAUAUUGCAUUGAGUGCCCUGACUGUUGUAGACAUGUCUGCUCUAGGUGUCAGGUACCGUGGCAUUCCUCUAUGAGUUGUGAGGAGUAUCAAAACUUGCCUUUAGAUGAGAGAAAUAAUGGAGAUAUAACAUUGCAUCAAUUGGCACAGCGCAACAGCUGGAGACGCUGUCAGCAAUGCAGGCAAAUGAUUGAGCUUGCAGAAGGCUGCUACCAUGUGUCAUGCUGGUGUGGCCAUGAGUUCUGCUUCUCCUGUGGCGCGGAAUAUCGAUAUGGAAGUCAGACAUGCCAAUGUGAAUUCCAUGAUGUAAACUCUGAGUCAUCUCCAGCACCAUCUGAACAUGAAAUUGAGCAUUGGAGAUGGGAUUGUUUCAAUCCCCUGCCAUCAACUAUUGAUGGUUACACAGAGCAAGAGAAGACUCAGCUUGCUCUGAUCCAAAGGUUUCUUGCUGGUGGAAUCAGCCUGGACAACCACAAUCCCUGUCAAUCUCCGCCUCGCUCGUCUGACUCGUACCUCGACACUAUCAAGGAUCUUAAUCAGCUGCCAUGGCUUGAGAGCUUCAUUUCAGUCAUUGGUGAUAGCUACCAGGAAGAUCACAUCUACUAAGACUAUGUUUGGGAUAGCUUUCUUACUUCUUCUUAAAACAGUUUUUUAGUACAACAAAUAAAAUUUUUAUACUAUAAAGUUAUUUUAAGAAGCAAUAAAAAAGCCGUCCCAAACGAAGCCUAAAACUCCUUUGCCACCGUGUUGUCUUACAUUUUAUGUUUUCUCUAAAUAAUCUGCCUCAAAUACCUGGGCUCCAGAUUUUGGUUGAAAUGAGUGAAGUUUCCAUUGAUCAUGUAUGCAGAACAUUGGGUGUGAUUCGAAGAACAGUUGAAAGGUUUGAUCACAUUAGUUUCUUUGAAGUUGGUAGCCAACAAAUUAGUGCCGUUGAAGUAUUUUUAUUAUACAAUCGCGAGUUAUGUUAUGGAAGCAGGCUAGCAGCCACCAUAUAAAUAAAGGAAUAAGGCCUCUUUCUUCUCC
Dendrobium catenatum is the source of this 3284-nucleotide messenger RNA. RefSeq names its product E3 ubiquitin-protein ligase HEL1. NCBI's taxonomy places the organism in Eukaryota, Viridiplantae, Streptophyta, Magnoliopsida, Asparagales, Orchidaceae. The record is from RefSeq and is a predicted model, not a curated record. Bases 735 to 2867 code for a protein of 710 amino acids. The transcript has 4 exons. Gene Ontology annotation, molecular function: ubiquitin protein ligase activity; RNA-DNA hybrid ribonuclease activity; zinc ion binding. Gene Ontology annotation, biological process: protein polyubiquitination; positive regulation of proteasomal ubiquitin-dependent protein catabolic process; ubiquitin-dependent protein catabolic process. Gene Ontology annotation, cellular component: cytoplasm; ubiquitin ligase complex.